AUGGGUGAUAGGAGAAAAUUGCAGGGUGAAAUUGAGCGUUGUUUAAAAAAAGUAGCCGAAGGUGUCGAAACAUUUGAAGAUAUAUGGCAAAAGGUACACACAGCACCUAAUCAUAAUCAAAAGGAUAAAUAUGAACAAGAGUUAAAAAAAGAAAUUAAAAAAUUACAACGAUUACGCGAUCAAAUAAAAGCAUGGAUAUCAUCAACAGAAAUCAAAGACAAAAAGUCUUUACAGGAAGCAAGAAAAAAUAUCGAACAACAAAUGGAAAGGUUUAAAAUAGUUGAAAGAGAAACAAAAACAAAAGCAUAUAGUAAAGAAGGUUUAGGGGCUGGACAAAAGCUUGAUCCACAAGAAAAAGAAAAAGAAGAAUGUAAUCAAUGGAUUGCGGAGGCAAUUCAAGAACUACAGAUUCAAGUUGAUAAAUUCGAAUCGGAUAUUGAAACAUUAUCGGCAUGUUUGAAAAAGAAAAAAUCCGAUAAAGAUAAACAAGAACGUCUAGAAGAAACAAAACACUCAUUAGAACGUCAUAAAUUUCAUAUUGAGUCAUUGGAAAAAAUUCUUCGUGCAAUUAAUAAUGAUGCAUUAGAUUUAAAAGCUAUACAUAAUUUACGAGCGGAUAUUGAAUACUAUGUUGAGUCUAAUCAAGAUUCAGAUUUUAAAGAAAAUGAAUUAAUGUAUGAAGAAAUAGAUAUGGAUAAUCUAACAACAUUAUUGGCACCAGUGAUAGCUGUACCGACACCAUCUCAUCCUUCGUCGUUAUUAAAUGGCAGUAGUAGUUUAAAUUCAAAUAGUGCAUCAAGUCAUAUAGAUAUUUGUUCAUCGUCAAUCAAUAUCAAUUCAUCAUCGAAUCAUUCAUUGGAUCGUACAACUGGAGCUUAUUCAAUUCUCGGUGAUAAUGAAUCCAUGAUGGGUCUUACGACACCAUUAUCAACCCAAGCGAGUUCGCCAAGUGCAAGCCCAGCUCUAUCCUUAACAGAUGAUCGUAAACGCAAUAAAUCUGAAUCAGAAGAUAAUCAAUCUCAACGAAAUAGAUCGAAUUCAGGAGCAACUAGCUCACCAUCAAUACAUGCACCUUCACCAAAAACUUUCUCUCAACUUCAACAACAAUCACCCAGUGCAUUAUCAUCAAUAACUAAAACAAUAUUACCAUUAGUUCCAUCGUCAGCGCCAGUACUUUCAACAAGUGCACCACCACAUUUCGCGUAUCCUGGAACACCACCAGCAACAACACCGACAACAUUACCUGUUCUUCAAUAUGCAGCUAUUGUUUCACAAAAUACUGUACCAUCAACUUCAACAACAACGACUAGUAGUAAUUCAACAAUAUCUAAACAAAAUGUACUUUCUCCACAAACAAAAUUACAAUCCAGACAAAUUCUAAAUGGAACCGGAUCACUAGCGAAUACAAAUGAUUCAAUAGUAACGACAGCAUCAACUCUACCUAUAUCAUCCGUAACAACAACAGUUACAAGUUCAUCCAAUAGUUCUCAUCCACCUUCAUUAUUAUCAACAAAUAAUGAUCGAGCAGGAUUAUUAUCGCAACAUAUUCUCAAUAAUAUAUCUCAAAUAAGUUCGCCGUCGUCGUCAUCAACAACAAUUCCAUCCUCAUUAUAUUCAGGUACAGGGUCCAAUCUAUCCAAUUGCAACAUUCCUCUAGAAUCGUCAUCAUUAAAUUCAAUGGAUUCAGCUAUUGUAUCUCAACAAUCAUCGUUAAUGAAUCGUACAAUGUCUGAAAAUGAUCGUUCAACAACAUCAGGAAUAAUAAGUAAUGGUUCUUCAGAUGGACAUUCCUUAUUAGAUAAUGCGUUUUCAAAUAUUCCAGCAUCAUCAGCAUUUCUAUCGAAUAAUAAUAAUAAUAAUAAUAAUAAUAAUAAUACGCACAUGGGAGAUCUUCCAUCAUCGAAUGGAAGUAUUAUGAAUCAAUUAACAAGUGGUAUACAACUAAAUCCUGAACAUCAUUCACUUCGUUAUAUGUUAUCAUCGAAUAUUAUUCAUCAACAAAACGUACCAACAGGUCGUGUAUCAUUGACACCGGCAGAAAUGCGUAUGCUCAAUAGAUUAAAUUCAGCGUAUGCUAAACUACCAUCGUUACUUGAAUCAGAACGACAAAGAACAAAUUCGAAUCGCAUCUAUGGUCGAGGUCUACUUGGCCAAUCACAAAUGAUAUCAUAUUAUCCGCAAACACCACCAACGGGUAGUGAUACUCCAGAAUUUUAUUAUCGACUUGCACCCGAUACAUUAUUCUUUGUAUUUUAUUACAUGGAGGGUACGCGUGCGCAAUAUCUAGCAGCUAAAGCAUUAAAACGUCAAUCGUGGCGUUUUCAUACGAAACAUAUGAUGUGGUUUCAACGACAUGAAGAACCAAAAACAAUAACGGACGAUUAUGAACAAGGUACAUAUAUAUUUUUUGAUUAUGAACGAUGGCAAACUCGUAAACGUGACAAUUUUAUAUUUGAAUACAAAUUUUUGGAAGAUCGAGAAUUUUGA
This is a messenger RNA of Rotaria socialis, 2487 nucleotides long. NCBI's taxonomy places the organism in Eukaryota, Metazoa, Rotifera, Eurotatoria, Philodinida, Philodinidae. The record is from the annotation of a GenBank genome assembly.